GAGAAAUGACACUGGAGAGGCAGAGAGGAGUGACCGCAGAGACAGAGGGGUGGGUGGGCUGGCCCAUGGCGGAGGCCUCGCUCCCAGAGCUGAGGGGAGAUGCUGAAGCCACGCCUUGCCCCAGCAUCUUGGAACUGGAGGAACUCCUGAGGGCAGGCAAAGUUUCUUCCAGCCACGUGGACGAAGUUUGGCCCAACCUUUACAUAGGAGAUGCGGCCACAGCAAAUAACCGCUUUGAGCUAUGGAAGCUGGGCAUCACCCACGUGCUGAACGCCGCCCACGGGGGCCUCUUCUGUCAGGGUGGCCCUGACUUCUAUGGCAGCAGCGUGAGCUACCUGGGAGUGCCAGCCCACGACCUCCCUGAUUUCAACAUCAGUGCUUACUUCUCCUCUGCAGCUGACUUCAUCCACCGUGCCCUCAACACACCUGGGGCCAAGGUCCUGGUGCACUGCGUGGUGGGGGUGAGCCGCUCUGCCACUCUGGUCCUGGCCUACCUCAUGCUGCGUCAGCAGCUGUCCCUGCGCCAGGCGGUGAUCACCGUGAGGCAGCACCGAUGGGUCUUCCCCAACCGAGGCUUCCUCCACCAGCUGUGCCAGCUGGACCAGCAGCUUCGAGGUGCAGGCCGGAGCUGAAGGGCCAGCCCAUCCAGGUUCUUCAGACCCAAAGAGGAAGGAAACAUUAAGAAGGAAAGGGCUAGAAAACAUAAAAUGGAAGAGGUGAGGCCCUUCAGCCUGGUCCUCCUUGGCCGAAAGCCUGUGAGGUUCACCUGACCCCUAGCAAGGCAGCAGCACAGCCACUCCUGCACCCAAGGGCUGUCUGGACUUUCCCACACCUCCACACAUCCUCCCUCAGGUCUGGACCCUGACCUCAGCUCUAGGGAAAAAGUGUGGCUGCCGCUAUUGCUCCAAGCUUAGUUAACUCUCAUGUCAGCCCUGCUGCAUCCAUUGCCACUGUGGGGAAGAAGAACAGGUGCUGCCGCCACUGUCCAUGACCUCAUCACACAAGCCCUGCUUGAUAUAAAGUUCUCCUGUUGCCAUGCCAUUCAGUUCCCUGCCUUGGACCCAGCAUCUGAAUUUCUACCUUCACCCUGACCCAGUGUGAUUUCAGAGAUCUGCAGAAGGAUCCUCCCUAAACUCUCUUCUUUUCUGGUUCUGGGGAACCCUUUAGGACAUAAAGCCUUUCCUGACAUCUACCCCUGCCUCCCUCCUGUUCUGUGUUUAGUGCAUUUGGAGCAACAGCAGAUCGUCUUUAAACUGCACAAGUGGAACAGAUCCCCAGUUCCUCCUCUCCCCAAGCCACCCCCCCUUCUGCUGGAACCUCCAGUGUCCCCAGCUGCACAGUAGAAGGAGUUGGGCUUCCCCAGCAGCAAUAUGACUUCUCAGGCUCCCAGCCCACAAAUGGUUGCUGAAGUACUGCUACACUUUCUUUGUCGGGAAGUGUCUCUUCCUGGGGGGGGAGGGCGGUAGUGGAUGUGGGGGGCCCAGAUUGUGAGGAAGCUGCAGUAUGCCCACUGCCUUUCUUCUCCCACACUGCCCAGGCUGGGGCUCUCUCUGGCCCCAACAGCCCAUCUUCCUCACAUUCACAUCCCCAGUGAGGGCCAUCAGAUGGAAGGUUAAACCUCCAGAGCUGCUCUCCACUCCCCCUAUUCCACCUCCAGCUCCUAUGACCUAUGCUGCUCCUUCUUUCUUCUCUCCUCAACCCUGACUUUGGCUGUACCCUCACCACCCACUGGCUUGGAGGAGGUGCCAGCUGGGAAUUGGGCACUAGCCUAGGCUCUCCUGGGAGUUGGAAGAACAGCAGGUUUCUCCUCCUGCCAAGAGCUUCCCUGGGGCAUGGACUGAAUCUCCCCUUGCCCGCCACCCAUAAGAACUGUUUUGGUCUCUGAAUGUAUAGCCAGCCCAACCAAGGGGGGGGGGGUACAUGAGCACAUGCUCAAGCUAUCAGGAGGAUGAGCAUCUUAGGGAAGAGGAUUAGGGCAGAAUGAAGGGCUAGGUUUAGAGUUUGGGGGUGAGUGUACUGGAAGAACAUGAGGGUUAUAGCUUGAGUUGGGAUUAGACCUGGGGUGAUGCUGAGGGGGAAACUGUUGUGGGGAGCUCUACAGGUGUGGGAGCUGAGAAGGGGACAGCAAUGGCGUGUUCCCAGCCUGUUCCCUUUCCUCUAAACAGGUUUUGGGAACACAGCAGAACAGCAGAUCUCUGAUCGUGCCUAACUACCCCACUUCCUUAGCCUGGGGCCCUUAAAUACCCUGACCUCAGAACUCAGCGCUUUUCCUCAGACAGCUGGCUUUGAGGGAGUCAGCUGGGUUAUAGCAUUGCACAAUUCCUGGGGGUGUCAUCCACCAAAUAGCCUGUGUAGCUGGAGCCCCCAGCGUGCAGGAAGCAAUCUGCAUGACUGUACACAGCAGCCCUGGGGCUGAGGACUCUGAGAGAUGAGGAAGCUGUGGCGAGAGGUCAUUCCUCUCCAUGAACCCUGGGCCCAAACCUGCCUCCUCAUCUCUCUUGGCACCUGUACCCACUUGACCUUACGCUGACACACAAAGCAGAAGCAGGUUUAGCUGGCAGCUCUUGCCUCUGCCCUGAUGAGUCCCAACCAAUCUGAGCCUUGGUUUAUCUGCCUGUAACAUGGAGUUCAUCUCUUCCCCCAGAGCUGGUCCUUAGUCCCCGCCACGGGGCUCUGCUGCUUUGCCACCCUGGCUCUGGCCCUGCUUGUGCUGAGAGAGGCUCUGGCCCAGGUGGAAACUCAGAAGAUGGUAAGAGCCCAGUGUGGGGUCCGCCUUAGAGCCUGCAACUCCAUCCGCUUCCUCCUGUUGCCUGCGGUCCCGCUCAGCCACUGUCUCCAGUUCUCACAGAAACAGCAUCAAGUGUGCAGAGACAGGCGGCUGGAAGCCGGGAGCACAAAGUGCCCGUCAGAGAAGACCACGGCCCAGGCCAGAUACCCUUGCAGGAUGGACUCACUGGAGAAGCAGGACCUCCGGAGGCCCAAGAUCCAUAGGGCAGUCCGGGUGUCCCCCUACCAGCCGCCCACACUGGCCUCGCUGCAGCGCCUGCUAUGGGUCCGUCGGGCUGCCAUGCUGAGCCACAUCAAUGAAGUCUGGCCCAACCUCUUCCUAGGGGAUGCGUACGUAGCCCGGGACAAAACCAAGCUGACCCAGCUGGGCAUCACCCACAUCGUGAAUGUCGCUGCAGGCAAGUUUCAGGUGGACACAGGUGCCAAGUUCUACCGCGGUAUGUCCUUGGAGUACUACGGCAUUGAGGCUGAUGACAACCCCUUCUUCGAUCUCAGUGUCUACUUCCUGCCUGUUGCUCGAUACAUCCGAACUGCCCUCAGUGUUCCCCGAGGCCGCGUGCUGGUACACUGUGCCAUGGGGGUGAGCCGCUCUGCCACAGUUGUCCUGGCCUUCCUUAUGAUCUGCGAGAACAUGACACUGGUGGAGGCCAUCCAGACAGUGCAGGCCCACCGCGAUAUCUGCCCCAACUCAGGCUUCCUCCAGCAGCUCCAGGUUCUGGACAACCGACUGGGGCGGGAGACGGGGCGGCUCUGACCUGGUGGGCAGCCAGGCUUCCUGACCCUCCAGCCAGCAUGGCCCACCCAGCCAGCCUGGCUCUGGGGACCACAGGCUUUGCUGCUGCCAGUGAGCUUGCGAUGUAAAUAGCAAGUCGGGGAUUAGCUGAGGCAGAGGCAGGGAGAACUGGGUGGUGACCUUCAGCAGGUAGAUUCCCCUGACCCAAUCCAAAGAUUCUUUACGCAAAAGAGAGUUCAGUCUGUCUCUAUAAUAAAAGGUUCAUCAUAUAAAGACAGGUGAUAUGGUGGUUUGUGGGGUAGUGGCUCACUCCCAGGAUGAUCAUGAGGUCCCAGAAGGCUUGCCAACUCAGGGUGGCAGCCCAGAGUCUGAGUCCAUUGUAUGAAUAAAGACCAAAGUUCAAUGUGUCACCAAUCCCCCCCACCCCCCACCUUAUCAAAAACCAUCUACCUACCUAGAGACAAAUGAAAAUGAAAACACAAUGAUCCAAAACCUCUGGGAUGCAGCUAAAGCAGUUUUAAGAGGGAAGUAUAUAGCAAUACAAGCUUACCUCAGAAAACACGAAAAAUCUCAAAUAAACCAUCUAACUUUAUAUCUAAACAACUAGAGAAUGAAGAACAAACAAAAUCCAAACUUAGUAGAAGGAAAGAAAUCAAAAAGAUCAGGGAAGAAAUACAUGAAACAGAAUUUAAGUAAACAUUAGAAAAGAUCAAUGAAACUAAAAGCUGAUUCUUUGAAAAGAUAAAAACCCACUAUGAAAAAUCUGCUGUGCACAAAUAUCCUGCAUCAUCAGUCUACUCAUUUUCACUCAGCUUGCAAAAAGACUGACGAAAAUUAUAGAAACCUUAUAGAAGUAUUAAAAAAGAGGAUCAAGGUUGGGGAAAAGACAUGUCAGAAGUCCUGGCAAAGGGCAGUUAUGUGAUGGGGCAACAUUUGGCUCUGAGUUUCAUGCUUCUUGCCAAAUUAAUUAAAACAAUAUAAAAAGCCCCAGGUCCUUCACCUGUACAUGAGUAUGUGUGAGGAUUAUAGGGCUGGCUUUCCUUCUACCUCUCUGGCUGUUCCUAUUUAACCCUGUCUGGCCCUUAAAUGUCAAGGUUUCUGAGAGUGGUGGCCUCUGCUCUUUCUCUCCCUCAGGGUCUUGCUCUCACAGUCUCAGUUUGCAUCUAUAGGCUGAGGACUCUGAGAUCCCUGAUUCUCUCUUCUGAGCUCAAAACCUCUCUAUCCUGCUGGCCACCUUCAUGUGAAUAUUGCACUUGAACUUCAAACUGCACUUUUGAUCAACUCCCAUCCAGACCCACUCUUCUUCCUAGCUCCCCAUUUGAAUGAAGCGUUCUGACAGGUAUUGUUGCCCAAGUCAGUGAUGGGCAUCACCCUGGACUCCUGCCUCCCUUCCAACUAGCCUACCAAUUCCACUGGCUAAAUAGGGCUCGGAUCUGCUUGCUUAGCUUCAUCUUUGCUGACUAUCCAAGUUCAAACCAUCCCACCUCUCACCUGGAUUCUUGCUCAGGCCCCUGAUGGUCUCUUUGCCUCUAUCCUUGCCCCUCCAAUCUCCACAUAGGCCCCAGCCUACUCAGAUGAAAAUCUGAUCAUGUCACUCUUCCACUUACGACCCCUGAAGGACAGACACCUUAACAAAACACAAGGAGGCUUCAGUUUCUGAGACCUUCUCAUGUCUCCAGACAUCGCUCUUGUGAUUCUGUUCCUCUACAUACUGCGUAAUGAAGACAUGGUAAAUCCGCUGGCAGUUCCCAGAAUGUUCCACUCUCUGGCUUCUUGGUGCCUUGCACGUGCUGGAGGUUGCACCACAUGAAUGCACAUCUUCACCCAUCAUCACUGGGGUAUCUUUGAGGUCUCAGUUUAGCCAUCACUUCUGGGGAUUUCCCUGGACCCUGAAAGCCUGAGUGAGGUGCUCUUUCUCAAGCUACCACAAUAUCCACCUGUCACUCUGAAUGGCAAUUGCCUGGUGCCUUUUCAUUCUCUUCUACCUGACUGUCUCUCACCAGGCUUUCCCUGGGCUCAAAGUCCCCAUGACUUCCACACCUUCUGCCUAUGACCUUGCCCUCAGGUACAGUUCUGUGAUAUGGGGCCCUCUCUGCAGUGGCCACCAAAGGGAGUAGAUCCCAGCUGGCCCCAGGACUUGGCCCACCUCAGAGGGCACCUCCUCUCCUCCCAACUCCACCCGCACAUGUUUCACCAUUUGGCAACCUCUGACCCCCUCUUCCCUCCCCACCCAGGUUUUCUGGGGACAGCCCUGCCCUCUUCUGGGGGCUUAAGGGGCCUUUGCCCUUCUCCACCAUCUGCUCUGUUUCCGGAGGGCAAGUGCUUUUCCUUCGUAGCAAAUCAAAAAAGGGGCCUCCCUCUGACCAAACCAGCCUUUUGAGCAGAAGCACUCCCAGGCACAGAGUUUGGUUAAGGAAAAGGCACCCCUUCCUCCCAAGCAGAGGUAGCCCCAGAUCAUGGUGUCCAACUCAGCGAGCUGAGCACAGGCUGGGUUUUAGGCCCCGCUCACCCCUGCAAUUCAUAAACCUCACCAGCAUAUACAGCUUUGUCUGAACUGUAGGGAUUGACAGGCUCAUUUUAGAGAUGAACCAGUUGAUGCUCAGAGAAGCUAAAGCAAGGCUGGAUGUUGCCUCUUAGAUCCAGGAUUUCUGGGCUCUGGCCUUAAAGGGCAGGUACCACCCAGCAUCUCUUCUGCUCUCCCCGCUUCAGCACUUGGUUCUAACCCUGGCUGGCUGUUAUUGCCUCAAGUGUUCUCUAGGCCUUUUCUAAAGGGUAAACAUACCUCCUAGCUGGAGGAUGGCAGAGGGGCUGGUGCUGCUGUACCCAACCAGGCAGGGCCCUUCUCCAGUCCCAGGGGAUAGAAAAUGUCUCAGUUCAUCCUUGAUUAGUGGGGCCUCUAAUUCUCCAGAGCAGACAAAUCUAGUCGCCACUCAGUAGCCUAGCCUGCCCAUGCCCCGUUCCCUCGGAUCCCCCGCUUCAGCCUGACAACUCAGCCCUCGUUGCUAUUUCUUGCCCGUGCAUGGUCAGCAGGAUCCAAAAUAGUGAUUCCAAAAGCUAGACUCUAAAUCAACAUCCGGGUCUAUGAGUGUGGGCAGCCUGUCCCUGCGGGCUGUGGUGGAGUGCCCAGAUCCUGGGGCAGAGCCGCAUCCUGGGCCUGGGGUUUCAGCAGGAUACCUUGUUGCGGUUCUGAGGGUUGGGCUCAGCAUCUGGGGCUAUAGGGGGAAGUGGAAAGGAAGCCCUCAGAAGACAGGGAAAACCAAACAUUCCCCAGAGCACCCAAGGAAACAGAGGUUGAGCUCCAGAGGCACCUGAACCAAGAAGCCACCCUGCCUGCCACACUUGACCCAGAGAGUGUGUGAUGAUGCAUCUGCUCCUCCUGUUCUAUACAGCAGCCUUGUGAAAAGAGUAGGGUGUUGUUCAAAGCAUGAUUUUGGAGCCAGAUGACCAAGUUCAAAUUCUACAUCUGCUCCUUACGAAGUGUGUGAACUCAGUUAACCUCACCAUACUUCAGUUUUCCCCACCGGUAACAUGGGAGUAAUAACAGCCAACACAUAGGACUGUUAUAAGGAUUAAGUGGGGCAUAUAGAAAGGGCUUCGUACAACAUGUGACGAGUUCUCAAAAAUGAGAGCUGUGACUACUUUCACGGUACACAGUACAAGGACCUCUGGCAUCGCCUGCCACACAGAACCCCAGGUCUUUGACUAAAAGUUGGCAGCGCUCUCAGUGCACUGAAUGAAUGAACGACUGAUUAGAAAGGAGCUGACGUAAACGCAGUGUGGUAUCCCAGAUGGAUCUGGGAUUAACAAAGGACACAGAAUAACUGAUGAAAUCUGGAAAAAGUCUGUGGUUUAGUUAAUAGUGUUACAUCAAUUUUAAUGUCUUUGAUAAGUUAACUAUACUGUGAUUAUAUAAGAAGUUAACAUUAGAGAAUGUCGGGUGAAGAGCAUCUAAGAAAUGCCUCUUCGAUCUUUCUAACUUUUCUGUAAAUCUAAAAUUACUUCAAAAUAAAGUUUCAAAAUUUGUUGACAA
This is a messenger RNA of Sus scrofa (pig), 7550 nucleotides long. NCBI's taxonomy places the organism in Eukaryota, Metazoa, Chordata, Mammalia, Artiodactyla, Suidae. The record is from RefSeq and is a predicted model, not a curated record.